AUGAGAUUGAUCGUUUCAGCUUUUCAAUCCAUCCAACCGUUAAUCAACGAAUACAGAAAGCAAGUUGCUAAUGGGCAGGCAUGGAAACGCGGAGGAGUGUUACCAUCGUCACUGAAUAUGUUCAAACUGGAGUACAGUCCAGAAUUGGAAGUGUAUGCUUCAGUUAACACGGUUGGAUGUAAAUCGGCUAAUUUCUAUCCACCUGGAGGUUCACUGAAUUAUUACAUGCUAUAUGGGUUGCCUGAAAAAUAUGACAACAACACAGUUGUACCUGUCGCAUUGGCCACAUGGAUGGAACACGUACUACAUAAUGAAAUUGAUGACCAAGUUACCUAUUCCGACACAAAGCUGGAAAUGUUUGCAAAUAUGGUCUACUACAAAGCAACCCAGGUUGGAUGCUCUUACAAAAAAUGUUCAGAUUCACAACCUCCACUUCAUGUGGUUGCCUGCGUUUUCGACUCUGCACCUCAGAUGAAUGAACAACUCUACAAGGUGUCUGACACAGAAAAAGGAUGCAAGAGCGAUAGCGAUUGUAGCAAUGUAUUCAAUGGAGCCGUCUGUGGACCUGAAGGCCUCUGCGGAUUACCCAACAACUUGAAUACCAUGUGUCUAACGUCUGUUGGCGUUGUCAACACAAUAAACCGACUCGGUUGA
Molecule: messenger RNA, 654 nt
Organism: Haemonchus placei
Lineage: Eukaryota; Metazoa; Nematoda; Chromadorea; Rhabditida; Trichostrongylidae
Source: the annotation of a GenBank genome assembly